UGACGUUUCGUGUUUUGUUUUGUGUUUUCAUGGCUUGAGUCUGGGUGAGAAAAUUGCAUUUUUCCGUGGCUUUCCUGCACCACUCGGUCCAGUAUUUGCGUGAACCUGCCCCAAAGCAUCCCCGCCGACGAUGAAUAUCUCAAUUGAGCGCAAGAAGCCCGAAAUGUCAACGCUGCAGCGCGACAAGGUGGACGUGUACUACAUCAGCCGAGGCGGGAUGCGGACUGACGUGUCUCUGGUGCCGCCGAUCAGGCAGACGGCGUCGAUCUUCAAGCAGCCGGUGACGGUGUUCAAGACGCAGGAGAGCAAGGUGAAGUCUGAGCUGAAGCACGGCGUGCAGGAGCGGCCGAAGCAGCUGUUCUGGGAGAAGAGACUGGAGGGCCUGCGGGCGUGCGACGUGGAUGGGCACGAGUUCACGGCGAUCGAGAUGAACAAGGGACUGAAGCCGGUGGGGCCGAAUGUGACGGAGACGACGCUGCUGCAGUCCAUCGCCACAUCCCUGCACGUGUCCAAUCACUCAGUCACCGGCCAGACAGCCUCCAGAUCCGCGCUGGCGGCCAAUCCGGGUGUGUUUCUCAACGCCGACCAGCCCCUGAUGUACUCCUACAACAUCAGCGAGGAGGACAUCCGGCGGCAGGAGGACAGAGUGUCGUCGGCGCGGAAGAAAUUGCAGGAAAUGCUGAAGAAUUGAUUUGGCGGGAGAUGCUCCGCCAGCGCCAUCUCGCGGAAUUGGCGAGAAGGUGUGGUGGAGAUGUGAAAAUAAGACCAGAGAGGAGAUCGCGGAUUUCUUAAUUUUAUCAUAAAAUAGUGUAGUUUUAUGCUCAAAUAAAGGGUAAUCAUGAAUA
Messenger RNA from Phlebotomus argentipes, 845 nucleotides. It is a transcript of the gene MBD-like, whose product is annotated as methyl-CpG-binding domain protein 2. The transcript is spliced from 2 exons. The record is from RefSeq and is a predicted model, not a curated record. NCBI's taxonomy places the organism in Eukaryota, Metazoa, Arthropoda, Insecta, Diptera, Psychodidae. Bases 131 to 691 code for a protein of 186 amino acids.